Babjeviella inositovora NRRL Y-12698 is the source of this 1272-nucleotide messenger RNA. RefSeq names its product Ncs2p (gene NCS2). Bases 1 to 1272 code for a protein of 423 amino acids. Lineage: Eukaryota; Fungi; Ascomycota; Pichiomycetes; Serinales. The record is from RefSeq and is a predicted model, not a curated record. The transcript has 2 exons. Gene Ontology annotation, cellular component: cytosol. Gene Ontology annotation, biological process: tRNA wobble position uridine thiolation. Gene Ontology annotation, molecular function: tRNA binding; sulfurtransferase activity.
AUGUCUGAUAUCAACGGUUCAUGCUCCAGAUGCAAGACUGAAGCCGCUAUCCUCAUUUCCAGGAAGGAAAAGUUCUGCAAAACGUGUUUUGCCCGCUUCAUCGGGGGUAAGCAGCGGAAGCAGAUGCAAGACGAAAAGUUCAAGGUAAAGUACGGAAAGGCCGAAAACAACGUCACCCGUGUUCUCUUGGCGUUGUCUUUUGGGGUCUCGUCGCUUGCCUUAUUGGACAUUAUUCUGCUGAUGUUGAAGGAACAAGCGGGAAUGCACCAUGGAAAGCAGGGCUUUGAGUUGGUAAUCCUUAAUAUUGACGAGCACACCACAAAUUCCCUCACACAGUCUGCCCGUGAGAUUGUGCCGUUGAUGAAGGUACGCUACCCCAACUUGACCUUCAAGGUGUUGAGCUUGAGCUCUUUCGUCAAUAACCAGGCGCUUUUGGCACGAAUCAGUCUCUACGAUGACUUCUCCGCUAUAGUGAAGGAUUUCAGCGCCGAGGAUUUCCGAAUUGCGGAUCUUUUGGACCGUUGUCCGAACAAGUCCUCCCGCGAAGACUUGUUACACAUCAUUUACCGCGAGUUGGUGCUCCGCACGGCCUACUUGGAGAACUGUGGAACGGUGCUAUACGGGCACAACAUGUCGCGUUUAGCAAAUGACGUUAUAUCUUUGACAGUCAAGGGCCGUGGGUCUUUGGUUGCGGAGGCCCUUACUGAUGGUGAAGUUUCCUAUAGGGAUCGCAAGAUCCAGAUCAUUCAUCCGUUGAGAGACAUUUUGCAGUCUGAGGUCGACAAGUACGCGGAAUUAAUGACUUUGGGAGUUUUUACCCUUACCAGCAGCAUUCCCGUGUCCACAGUUACCAAGAACAUGACCAUAGGUGAGAUCACGUCCGCCUACUUCGAAAUGGUGGAGUCUGACUAUGCCUCAGUUGUUUCUACCGUAGUGAAGACCGCUGAUAAGCUUGUGCCACCAACUGCUGGUACCACCAACACAUGUCGCGUGUGUAAAGCCGUGAUUCACCAUGACCCCAAGAGCUGGUUGCGCAACAUCACCGUAAACACGCCGUCGGAGUUAACAACUGACGAAGAGAGAGCUGUCCACGCAAAGUAUAUGGCUGAAAGAGUGGUUGAAGAGAAGGGCAGUGGCGAAAAAGCCGAUUUAUGCUACGGGUGUAUCGUCACCUUGGGUGGUAUCACCAGCGCCGGCUUUGUCUGGCCCAUGGAGAAAGACUCGUCCGAAGCGAUUCUAAACGAUUAUAUCUUGAGCGACAAGGAGGAUUAG